Molecule: messenger RNA, 1942 nt
Organism: Harmonia axyridis
Lineage: Eukaryota; Metazoa; Arthropoda; Insecta; Coleoptera; Coccinellidae
Gene: APP-BP1
Product: NEDD8-activating enzyme E1 regulatory subunit
Exons: 6
Coding region: 193-1794 (533 amino acids)
Biological process (GO): protein neddylation; DNA damage response; protein ubiquitination
Cellular component (GO): nucleus; cytoplasm
Molecular function (GO): NEDD8 activating enzyme activity; ubiquitin activating enzyme activity
Source: RefSeq, a predicted model, not a curated record
GAAUUAUUAUAUAUUCUAUGUACCUUGUUUACGUAAAAUGAAAAUAAAGGAAACGUUCAAAUUAUCUUAAAAGGAAUAGGAAUCUUUCAUAUUGGAUAAUAUACUAUUUUUCAACUAAGGAACAGCAAUUUUAAUUUUAACUGUUUGCCUUGCUGUUGUGAAUAUUUUACCUGUUUACCACAUAUAAUAAAUAUGACAUCUCCUUCUAAAUCUCCAGACCAAAGUGAUAAAAGUAAAAAAUACGACCGACAACUAAGGCUUUGGGGUGAUCAUGGACAAAUGCUUCUUGAAAAAGCUAAAAUUUGCCUCAUCAAUGCUACCGCCUUAGGUACAGAAAUUUUGAAGAAUUUAGUUCUACCCGGAAUUGGCAGAUUCACUGUUAUAGAUGCGAAUCUUGUAACUCAUGAAGACGUUGGCGCAAAUUUUUUUUUAGAUUCAGAAUCUAUUGGAGAAUCUAGAGCUGAAUGUACAGCAUAUUAUUUAUGCAAACUGAAUGUGGAUGUACUGGGAGAUUAUAUAGAAACUUCUCCUGAUUAUAUUUUAAGUAAUCCAGAUGCAUUUUUUACCGAAUUUGAUCUAGUUAUUGCAACUGACUUAUCUGAAAAAAUGUUAAUUGCAUUCUCUCAACGUAUGUGGCGACUAAAUAUUCCUCUCAUAGUAUGUAGAACUAUUGGUUUUCUUGGCUAUAUAAGAUUGCAAGUGAAAGAGCAUACAGUUAUAGAGUCUCAUCCUGACAAUGAAAAUCCUGAUCUAAGAUUAUCGAAUCCAUGGCCUGAAUUGGAAAGCCAUUUACAAAAGACGGAUAUUUCAAAACUGGAUAGUAAAGAAAGGAGUCAAGUUCCAGCUAUAACAAUACUAUAUUAUUUCAUUUCCAAGUUUAAACAAGAGCAUAAUGGUGUUUUGCCUUCAACUAGAGAAGACAAGAAUGAAAUUCGUAAAAUGAUCCGAGAGAGUGCUAUAAAUGAUGAAAAUGGUGUCAGAUUAUUAGAGGAAAACUUCGAGGAAGCGAUACGAUUAGUAAACACAUGUAUUUCAAGUGAAACGAUACCACAACAUAUAAAAGAUAUUCUAGAUGACAAUUGUUGUAUAAAUUUAACAGAAGAUUGCCCACCUUUUUGGAUCAUGUGUGCUGCUCUUAAGGAAUUUGUGGAAUCUGAAGGUGCUCUUCCUGUAAGAGGAACUUUGCCAGAUAUGACUAGUGACUCGGAGAGUUAUAUCAAAUUACAACAACUUUAUCAGAGUAAAGCUCAAGAACAGGCCGAAGCGAUCUAUAGAAAAUGUGGACAAAUUGCAGUGAAUAAUGGAGCCCACCAAGACUUUGUUUUGGAAUCAGAGGCCAAACGCUUCUGUAAACACGCCAGUGAAAUUCACGUAAUGAGAGGAAGCUGCAUUGCCGAUGAAUACACAAAGCACUGCCCAGACCUCUCAUCUUAUUUAGAGGAUCCCGAUAGUUUGAUAUUUUAUUACGUGAUUCUUAGAGGACUAGAACGUUAUAUCGGAGAGUUCAACACUUAUCCUGGCCAAUACGACGAUCAUGUCGAACCUGACGUUUUGAAACUCAAAACGAUAAUUGGAAAAUUGUUGAACGAAUGGGGAUGUACUCAGAUUCUGAGAGAAGAGAGGGUUCACGAAAUUUGUAGAUAUGGAGGGGCCGAAUUGCAUUCAGUCUCUGCUGUUUUAGGGGGUGCCGCUGCACACGAAGCUAUCAAAUUGCUCACUCGUCAGUACAAACCCCUGAAUAAUACUUUCAUUUAUGAUGCUAUUACCUCAACUUCAGCUACUUACACCUUAUAAUUUUUGUUAUAUGUGAUAACUUUUCGGUAAUAUUUCUCUACUAGUUAUAUCUACAUAGAGUUGGCUGCAUCGUACAGAGAUUUUUUUUGUACAAUCGUUUCAAUUAUACUGUUUGAUGUAAUAAAAACUUAUGAUUAUUGGAACAGUA